AUGCCAACCAAACCCCAGACUUCCUCCAAGGAAACCGAGUCUAUCCCAGAAGGAUGGAGAGAUGACCCUUUUCACGUGCAAGGUGCAGAAUAUCAAGAAUUCGCAUACGCCUACGGACUCACCAACGUCUCGGUGCUAUUAACGCAAGGCCUUGACAUCGGAGAGCACGGAUUCAUAUGCUCAUCUAACGGUCGCUAUUAUCUGGCGGAUGAAAUGGCCUAUUGCAUGCUUGAGAUUACAAAGCCUACAACAUAUUCAGGAAUAUUGCAUGUUCUGAAUACCAAGGGGCAGAACGGGUUAAGGAUGAAAUCACUUCAGAUGGUUCCGUAUGCGGAGCAGCCGGAAUCUGGGCCUGGUGCGUAUGUGGUGCUUGGCUAUAAAGUAACUCACGUUAACUAUCCUCCAUCAUGUUCUCCCAAUUUACCAAUCAAUUACACCUCUUCUUUGCCAUUGAACUCUUCAAUCCUCUCUAACACAACCCACACCACCAUAAUCAUGAUGAACAGAUCCCCCAGAGUCGCUACCCGCUGUCUGCGACAGCAGCGCCUCCGCCAAUCGGCCGGUCGCUACCGUAACGCUCGAUUCCAGUCGUCCUCCUCCUCUUCCUCUUCUUCCGGCUCCACGGGCACCGGCAGCAGCAAUCCCGCCCUGAUCGGAGGUCUCAGCGGCGGUCUCGUCGCCAUCGUCACCGGCUACACAUGGUACCAUCUUUCCGGGGCUCGCAAAGCCGUCAAAACUAUGAAACAGACCCAGGUUUACGCCGACCAAGUAAAGCAAGGCAUUAUCAAGAACGCCCCGGAGCCCGACAAGGCGCUGAACUGGCUGCGGGAUACCCUUAAGAGCUAUGCGGUGUUGCUCCCGGGAGCAGGCAAACACAUUGAUGCUGCGUUCGACGAUCUGGAGAAAGUGAAGCAACGGCAUGGGCCUGAGGUGGAUAGCAUCGUGCGGGAUGCAUAUAAAGAGCUGAAGGCUCUGGGAAAUAAAGGCGGUGCCAAUGCGGAUACCGCCAUUCAGGCAUUGCAGGUGCUGCAGAAGAGUUUGACGCGGUUGAUGGAGCUGUCUGGUGAUGCUGCCGGGGAUAUUUUGGAUAACCACCCGUGGUUGCAGGAGAAGGUUGGUGGCGGGUGGAAGCAGUUGAAGGAGAUGGGGGAUGCGUAUGGGCCGCAGGCGAAGGAGGAGGUGGAUAAGACGAGGGAGCAGCUUGCUGGGGUGGCGAAGAAGGGAUUCAGUCUUGCGUCGGUGGAGGAGGUGCGCAAGUUGAUUCAGGAGAAGUCCGAGAAGUUGCAGAAGCUUGGGGAUGAGAUGUGGCAGAAGGGGCUGGAGGAGAGUAAGCAGUAUUUGGAUAAGAAUCCGAAGGUGAAGGAGCUCGUGGAGAAUAACGCGGAGGCGCUGAAGAAGGGAAAUGUGAGUGAGUUGUGGGGUAUGGUGAAGGAGGCUGCGUCGUCGGGGAAGACGGAGCAGGUGGAGAAAUAUGUCAAGGAGAAGGUUGACCAAGCGCAGCAGAGCGGGUCUUUUGAUCUGAGCAAGUGGGCGGAUAUGGUGCCGGGAGGAUCUAAUGUCCUGGGCCAAUUGCAGUCUCUUCGGACGUUGCAGGAGAAGAAGGGCAAGGAGGCAGAGAAUGUCCUCAAGGAGACCAUGGAUGAGAUCCAAGAGGUUUUGAAGAAGAGAAAGGAGCAGAUGGAGAAGCUUGCCAAUGAGGCGAAGAAGGAUGACUAGUUAGUCCUUGAUGUAUAUGUGAGAUGAAGUACUAUCAGUCGAUGAUUAGAUCUAAUAAUAUGUCUAGAAACUUUUGAUAAGAAAGA
Molecule: messenger RNA, 1802 nt
Organism: Aspergillus welwitschiae
Lineage: Eukaryota; Fungi; Ascomycota; Eurotiomycetes; Eurotiales; Aspergillaceae
Exons: 4
Coding region: 1-1716 (571 amino acids)
Source: RefSeq, a predicted model, not a curated record